CCAUAUAUCGCCUUUUUUCUUCCUUGCUUUUUUAUUUUUUACCCUCCAAAUUUUGGAUACAAGUUCAGGUUUUUGGUUCUCCCAAGAUUCUGAAUUUGGAUGCUGUGGUGCGAUUGAUUCGCUGGGAAUAACAUGGGGGAGGUGGUGACGAGUGGAGACAAGUCAGUGAGGGUGGUGAGGGAAGAGAGUGAGAGUGGGAACAGCAUGGGGUUGAUGAGGUGGGAGAAGUUCUUGCCCAAGAUGAUUUUGAGAGUGCUUUUGGUUGAAGCUGAUGACUCCACCAGACAGAUUAUAGCCGCGCUUCUUAGAAAAUGCAGCUACAAAGUGGCUGCUGUUUCGGAUGGCUUGAAGGCGUGGGAAUUACUCAAGGGAAGACCGCACGGUGUUGAUCUAAUACUGACAGAAGUGGAUUUGCCGUCCAUAUCUGGCUAUGCUCUUCUCACAUUAAUUAUGGAGCAUGAUAUUUGCAAAAACAUCCCUGUUAUAAUGAUGUCUUCCCAAGAUUCAAUUAGCACGGUAUACAAAUGCAUGCUGAGAGGUGCUGCUGAUUAUCUUGUUAAGCCCAUUAGAAAAAAUGAACUGAGGAAUUUGUGGCAACAUGUUUGGAGAAGACAAUCAUCAACCACUGGCAUAAAUGGUCCUCAAGACGAGAGUGUUGCACAGCAGAAGGUUGAAGCCACUGCUGAAAAUAAUGCUGCUAGUAAUCGUUCAAGUGGUGAUGCUGCUUGCAUUCAGAGAAAUAAGGAAUUAAUUGAGAAAGGAAGUGAUGCACAGAGCUCUUGUACAAAGCCUGACUUGGAAGCUGAGAGUGGUCCUGUCGAUGACAUGCAGGAAUUUUCUCCGCUGAAAGGUGGGGAUGAAGCAUAUCCAAGUGGGACAGAGACUCAAGAAGUUGAAACAUGCAUUCGUUUAGGCCAGACAUUGAUGAUGCAUGACAGUCGUGAUGGAGGAUUAACUGUGGGUGUUAGCAAAAAUGGUGAGGCAAGCACGACUAAGGACAAGGAUGCUGAUCCAGAGCAUUUUGGGAAUGCUAGCAUCAGUGAUGAGGCUCGUGACAAUCACUAUGUUCAAAUUAACUCUUCCAAGGAAGCUAUAGACUUGAUUGGAACAUUUCGUACUCAUCCAAACUGUACCCUAAAGAAUUCCACAGUUAAUUGCACAGGCAAGUUUGACUUCUCUCCUCAAUUGGAUCUUUCUCUGAGAAGAUCCCGUCCUAGCAGCUUUGAGAAUGAACUCACUGAAGACAGGCACACCCUUAUGCAUUCUAAUGCUUCAGCUUUCAAGCGGUAUACUAACAGGCAUUUGCAAGCCUCGACGCCUGCUGUGUUAAUUAACUUCUGUGAUCAACAAAGAGAACAGAGAACAAAUUGUGAGAAAAAUAUCUCUCAUGUCGCCACUGGCUGCAACUCAGAUAGUUCAACACCUAGUAUGCAAAAAUGUAUCAUGUCUCCAACUACAGUCCAAUCAAAAGAAUCUGAACUUGCAACCUCACAGUCCCAGCAUGGGCAUUCUCUUCCAAUCCAAGUAAAGGGUGUAAGGUUCAAUGAUCUAUGCACAGCCUAUGGUUCUGUACUUCCUUCAGUGUUUCGUACACAGUCAGGUCCCCCGGCAAUGCCGAGUCCAAGUUCAGUUGUGCUCCUUGAACCAAACUUUCAUGUAAAUGCAUUUUAUCAGUCAAAUAUGAAAGAUAGUAGUUCAGAGCAGCUUUAUGAGCCUUGUGGUCCAAAUGGAAACAACACCCAAAACCACAUAGUAUACACACAGGAACACAAAUCAGAACAUGCAGAGGAUCGAGGACAUAUCUCUCCUACAACUGAUCAAAGUGUAUCAAGUAGCUUCUGUAAUGGAAAUGCAAGCCAUCUUAACAGCAUCGGUUAUGGAAGCAACUGUGGAAGUAGCAGCAAUGUUGAACAAGUUACCACUGUCAUGGCAGCUUCAGAGGCCAAGAAUGAAGACCUCACAAACAAUGGAAACUCUCAUCGAUCUAUCCAAAGAGAAGCAGCUCUAAACAAAUUCCGCUUGAAAAGGAAAGAGAGAUGCUAUGAGAAGAAGGUUCGCUAUGAGAGCAGAAAGAAACUAGCGGAACAGCGCCCCAGAGUGAAAGGACAAUUUGUUCGUCAAGUGAAUCCUGAUCCUCUUGUUGCAGAAAAAGAUGGCAAAGAAUAUGAUCAUUUACAGAUUUCUGACUCACUGGAGAGGAGAACAUGAAUUGUUAGUAUAUAGUUGCUUCAAAGUUUUGUUUUCCUAGAAGCACUUGAUUUGUAUAUGCUUUCUAAAACCAUUUUUCUCAUUUGCCCUUUCUCUAAAUCAUGAUAUAUAAUAUACCUAAUGUAUUAUAUCAUUGUAAUUUUAUACAGUUUUAUAGAGAUCUAUGUGUUCAUUAUUUAUUUA
Molecule: messenger RNA, 2391 nt
Organism: Cajanus cajan (pigeon pea)
Lineage: Eukaryota; Viridiplantae; Streptophyta; Magnoliopsida; Fabales; Fabaceae
Gene: PRR5
Product: two-component response regulator-like protein
Biological process (GO): phosphorelay signal transduction system; cytokinin-activated signaling pathway
Molecular function (GO): protein binding
Source: RefSeq, a predicted model, not a curated record